This is a messenger RNA of Acomys russatus (golden spiny mouse), 1395 nucleotides long. RefSeq names its product androgen induced 1 (gene Aig1). The transcript is spliced from 6 exons. Bases 55 to 771 code for a protein of 238 amino acids. Lineage: Eukaryota; Metazoa; Chordata; Mammalia; Rodentia; Muridae. The record is from RefSeq and is a predicted model, not a curated record. Gene Ontology annotation, cellular component: membrane; endomembrane system.
GCCAACCAGUCCGUUCGCCUCCCAAGCAGUCAGGCUGGGCCAGGCCGCGCGAACAUGGCGCUUGUCCCCUGCCAGGUACUGCGGGUAGCCAUCCUGCUGUCCUAUUGCUCCAUUCUGUGCAACUACAAGGCCAUCGAAAUGCCCUCGCAUCAGACCUACGGGGGGAGCUGGAAGUUCCUGACCUUCAUAGAUCUGGUUAUCCAGGCUGUCUUCUUCGGCAUCUGUGUGCUGACUGAUCUCUCCAGCCUUCUGACCAGAGGCACCGGGAACCAGGAGCAAGAACGACAGCUCCGCAAGCUCAUCUCUCUCCGGGACUGGACGCUGGCUGUGCUGGCCUUUCCUGUCGGGGUUUUUGUUGUCGCGGUGUUCUGGGUCAUCUAUGCCUAUGACAGAGAGAUGAUCUACCCAAAAUUGCUUGACAACUUUAUCCCAGGGUGGCUGAACCAUGGAAUGCACACGACGGUUUUGCCCUUUAUAUUAAUCGAGAUGAGGACAUCCCACCAUCAAUAUCCCAGCAGGGGCAGCGGACUCGCCGCCAUAUGCACCUUCUCCGUGGGCUAUAUAUUAUGGGUGUGCUGGAUACACCAUGUCACGGGCAUGUGGGUGUACCCUUUCCUGGAACAUAUUGGCUCAGGAGCCAGGAUCAUCUUCUUUGGGUCAACAACCAUCCUAAUGAAUUUCCUGUACCUGCUUGGAGAAGUCCUGAACAGCUACAUCUGGGAUACACAGAGAAGCAUGGAAGAAGAGAAAGGGAAGCCUAAGCUGGAAUGAGAUCCGAGUCUGAGAGGAGAAGCAAGAAGGAGCUGCCCUUGCAAUCCUUGGACCCUGGGCACCAGCAAAGAGGAGACAGAACUUCAAGGGGACCGUGGCAUCAGCCCUGCCUCCCUGACCCUGAGGGAGGACAACUUUUAUAUACAAAUAUGUACAAAAUAGGAUACAUUGCCUUUGAAAAUAACUCACCCUCCUUGUUUUAAAUAUUCUAUCCCAGUUCAUUACUGAUGACAUUUUUCUAGUUUUAAAGCUAAAGUUGGUCAUUAAAUUUUCAUUUCUGCAAUAAUUCCAUUUAAUUAAAAAAAUCAAUUGUGUUUUUUGUUGAGGAGUAUGGAUAAAAUUGGAGGGACAGAUGUGAAUGAGUCAUUCAUAUUUAGCCUUAAAAGAGGCUGGAGUAAUGACUCUAGGAUACAAUAUGGACCCAAGAGGACGCAGGAUAGGUAGUUCCUGUGGUCAUGGUGUCACACUUGCCUCAAAUGAGCAGUGUUAGUAAUAGCAUCAAUUUAGUCAAAACCCUGAGUGUGCUUGGAUCUCCCUGUUUGAUCUGUGAAACACUUCCCAAAAGUUACUAUUAAUAAAGACCAACCAACCCAAACCUGGUGUCUACAUGGUCCAUCUCAAAGC